Molecule: messenger RNA, 2076 nt
Organism: Lobosporangium transversale
Lineage: Eukaryota; Fungi; Mortierellomycota; Mortierellomycetes; Mortierellales; Mortierellaceae
Exons: 1
Coding region: 1-2076 (691 amino acids)
Biological process (GO): SCF-dependent proteasomal ubiquitin-dependent protein catabolic process
Cellular component (GO): SCF ubiquitin ligase complex
Molecular function (GO): protein binding
Source: RefSeq, a predicted model, not a curated record
AUGACACUAUCCCUACAGUCUCUGUCUUCAUCUCCACUAAACCUCACAGAGAUUCUUCAAACGAUAUUAUCCCUGCUGGACCCUCCGAGCCUGGUUGCAGCAAGUCAAGUCUCGCGCCACUGGUACCAAUGUUGCUCACCAAUCCUGUGGAGUCGUAUCGCCAGUUCAGAUUGGUCUCUCGCUCGCUUCAGCCCCCGCCAGCUCUAUAUGCAUGCGCAUCUCGUCCGAGACUUGGAAUGGCGUUCUUCCCAAAAUGCAUCUACUCCAUACGUUAUCACAACAAAUGUAUCACCACCUCAUCAGUCUCUAGGAGACAUCAAUAUGACUACCAUUCAACCUGUUAUGAUUAUACGUCAACAAGAACAACAACAGCAGGAGCAACAACACCAACAACAAUAUAUAGAUCCACUAUUAGACCCGCAAUCCGACUCCAAAAUAUGCAACAAUUUCAUCUUUUUAGACCAUCAGUCAGGGAGACAUCGAUUCCUAUCAAAGAAUGUAAAGUUGGUUGAUGACAACGUUGUCGGUGACCAUCAGCUCUCGCUCGCCUGUCUGAGUAAGAUUGUGGCCAGGUGCAUAAACAUACAACGACUCUGCCUCCAUGCAGAAUGGAGUGGUAUUUACUAUGGGAUCAUGCAUGCCAUUCAUGGACUCAAGUUUCUACAAUCACUUGAGUUGUAUGCACACCGAGUUAUCUUGAACUCUGAAAAAAUAUCUAAAUCAACGGCCAAUGUAGUUACAAAGUUAUUGAACGUUCAAGAACUGAUAUCAAAAUGCCCUCAACUUCAGAGGCUAGUCCUUCGUGGGGCUGCAUUUUGUUUUCAAUCAGCAUCAACACUAUCUCUUUGUGAUAACCAAGAAAACAAGAGCAUCUCUGGAUCAUGCAAAGGAUCUACUCUCAACCAAUCAGAAAGUGUGAUAAAAUUGGCGGCGAUUAGUGCGACCAACUUAAAAUUGGAGCACCAUCAAUAUCUGCCGUCACACGAGCUUCUUACCCCACAUUCAUCUCAUCUUUGGCCCUCUUCGCCAAUAUCUUUGCACGACAACACACAGACAAAGUUCUUAAUCCAACGUCUUUCUUUAGAUACUGCAAUAACAGAGAGCGAACUCACUCUUCUACUCUCACAAUGUCCAUCCCUUCAGUCUCUAGAUCUUCCAGGAGGGCUCGCCUGGGAGAUGUCUGACAGAUUUCUCAAAAAGCUGACAAAUCAUUGCCCUCAUCUUAUAGAAUUUACCAUCAACGCAUCUUGUAAUGCACCAGUAACAGAGGAGCGGCUCACUGCACUAGUUUUAGCCUUGGCGGUCACACCUCGCCCUUCAGCAUCCCUUACUUCCAGCUCUUUACGUCGAUUCGGUGCUCGGUCCUGCAUGUUUGGUGAUUCGACAUUAGAAGCAAUAGAGAAAUAUUGUCCUGAUCUAGAAGAGUUGGAUAUUUCAUUAACAAGAGGGAGUGAUUUGUCAAAGCCGAGGCUGCAACGAUAUCUGAGACUUGCCACAAAACUAAAGAAGCUGGAGGCAGAUGCAGUCUGGAUUCCAAUGCAAGGUUUACAGUCCUUACAGGAACAUACCAAUAAUAUCAAUCAACAUCACUUUCAUGAAAGUAACUCAACAAUCUCUUCAGCCGCCACUACAUCAUUUUCAUUACCAUCAUCGUCAAAGGAUUUUUCAUCAUUGACGGCUUGGGGCAGUAGCAGGACACUCGAGCAUCUGACUAUUGGGUUCACUAGCCCUGACCGAAAUACACACCAAUGUCGCGCUAUGUAUGCACUUCUUGCAACGCUGACAGAAUUACAACACCUACAACUGUCAUAUACAUGUUUAAAGCUUCUCACGCCAGGUUCAGGUUUCCAGCGACUUGAGAGCCUCAAAAAGCUGAGGACUUUCAGUAUCGAGACAUGUGGCUAUGGUGUGAUUACACGAGAAGAUCUGGUUUGGAUGGUCACUGCAUGGCCAAAACUAGAGCGGAUUGUGAUGAACUCUCCAGGAGUCACCAAGGAGAGACAGUAUCGGACAUGGCUUCGGGAGAUCAAUAGGGAAGAUGUCGCAAUUGAAAGCCGACAGAUGCUGUCGUAUUAA